GAACGUCUGGAGCAAAGUGCGCAGGCGCAAGUGUUGUACUUCCGGAUAAUUUGCAUAUUUGGGUUUCCCCGAGCCCCAAAAGUACAAGGGUGGAACCAUAAAAACCCUGGAUUUUAUAACAAACGGUACAUCGCACCGCCGACUUAUUUGCCUCGGAAGGAGCCAGGAAAACUGUUCUGCGGGUUUUUGACGAAAGCAGGGCCGUAAGAGCGGCCAUGGCCGAUCCGCAGGCGCCUUUCCGUCCGGGAGUUGCGCCGCCCACGCCCGGAGCCCAGCUGCAAAAUGGCCCCAGUACCAACGUGGGCAAACCCGUGCCAGGCCCCCCCAUGCCAGGUCAGCCGAUGGUCCCACCCCCUGGUGCAGGCCCCCCUCCCACAGGUCACAUGUACGGAACCAAACCCUACGCACCCGGACCCUACCAAGGUGCAGGACCCCCCUCCAGCAAACCCCCUCUCCCGACCAGCGGGGGGUACACGAACAUGUAUAACCCGCAGGGGGGUGUCGGACCCCCUCCGUCAGCGUUACAGAACUCCGGACCCCCCUUAAAUCAGAGAAAUUUUAAUCAGAUUCAGAGUUCGUACGGACAGUCUAGUGCAGGGGGGAUGCCCCCACCCCCCUCGAGUGGACAGUACUCCUCCCCCCCAGGGGGUAGGGGUGGCGUAGGACCACCCCCGAGUGGACCGGUGCCAAACGGACAGACGUACGGACAACCCCCCGCCUCCAGGCCAGGAAUGGUACCUCCCCAUGGUGCCGCAUACCAGCCCGGAAUGCCACACUCCAGCAGACAGGGGGGUAUGCCCCCUCCUCCGUCAUCCAUGGGACAGCCACCUUCUGCUGCAAGGCCCGCACCCCCCUCCUCAAUGGCACCUCCCCCGACAUCAAUGGGGCCUCCCCCAAUAUCCGUAGCCCCUCCCCCUUCAUCGGUUGGACCACCCCCAUCUUCGAUGGCACCUCCCCGCUCCAUGGGACAGCCCUACACCAGCCAGGCCCCCCCUCAUGCAACAUCGACUCACCCGCCACCCACAUCCUACAGCAGCCAGCCACACCAGACUGUACCAUCCAGCAGGGGAGGGCAGGGUGGCGUCCCUCCCCCUCCACUACCCGGACAGACCUACACCCCUCAGCAGAGGCCAGCUGGACCUCCCCCUCCAGGACAGCAGUAUGGAAUGGCCCAAGGUUUGGCCCCCCCACCCACUGGUCCAAGGCAGCCUGGGCCCCCUACAGCCACAGUAGCCCCGCUAACCCAGGCGUACACCCACCUGACCCCCUACUACCAACCCACGGGGCACGGGGACACACCCGGGUCCUCAGGUCCGCCCUCUGCAAGGUCGUCCACGGCGCCCUCCCCCAUCCCCACACAGAACUUUGAUGCCAUCGAGGGCGGCGGAGUCAUGGCCUCCUUCCCCGCCAUCAAUCCCCUCGUCAGCAGCACAGGAGCCAAUCAGGGUGAGCGGCACGAUGGCUCCCAUCUCCACCACCCAGGGGAGCUUCCCCCCACCCCCCGGUGCACAGCCCCCACCCACGGGGUACGCACCCUACGCCCCGGGCAGCAGCCAGGCAUGUAUGGACAACAGAUGAACCAGACCCCUAACGACCUUGCGGGUCCGUUCGGCCGGCUGACGGUUGCAGGCGGCGAGUCUCGCGCGGUGAACCUGCUGCAGAACCGGAACAUCUGUCCGCCGGAACCGGUCGAACCACCCAAGGCCAACCUGAGGGACGACCUCAAGAAAGUCAACACCAGUCCUGAUUUGUUCCGGUGCACCCUGACGACCCUGCCUCAAAACCAGAACCUGCUCAACAAGUGCAAACUGCCGCUGGGUAUUCUACUGCAUCCAUUCAAGGACCUGUCUCAUCUUCCCGUGAUCACGUCGAGCGUGAUAGUUCGCUGCCGCUCCUGCCGGACGUACAUCAACCCCUUCGUUACCUUCAUCGACAGCAGGAGGUGGAAGUGCAAUCUCUGCUAUAGGGUCAACGAUUUACCAGAGGAGUUCAUGUAUAACCCACUCACCAAGAGUUAUGGGGAGCCUCACAAGAGACCAGAGGUCCAGAAUGCAACCAUAGAGUUUAUAGCACCUUCAGAAUACAUGUUGAGGCCGCCCCAGCCUGCCGUGUACCUGUUUGUGCUUGACGUAUCCCACAAUGCCGUGGAGAGUGGUUACCUUCACUCGUUCUGCCGCGUGCUGCUUGACGAGCUGGAGAGAUUACCGGGCGACGCGCGGACGUCCAUCGGCCUUCUCACGUUCGACAAGGUGCUGCACUUCUACAACCUGGCCGAGGGGCUGUCUCAGCCGCAGAUGCUCAUUGUGUCGGAUACUGAAGAUGUGUUCCUGCCGUCCCCAGACAACCUUCUGGUCAACCUUCAGGAGUCAAAAGAGUUGAUCCAAGACCUGCUGCACCAGCUGCCUGAGAUGUUUGCUGACAACACGGAGACCCACAGUGCACUGGGGCCGGCACUGCAAGUCGCUCACAAGCUCAUGACCCCUACAGGUGGCCGUGUGUGUGUGUUCCAGUCCUGUUUGCCGUCACUCGGACCCGGAGCCCUGAAACCUCGGGAAGAUCCAAACCAGAGAGCUGGAAAUGAUGUUCAGCACCUCGGCCCUGCCACAGAUUUCUACAAGCGGAUGGCUCUGGAGUGUGCCGGUCAGCAGAUCGCUGUGGACAUGUUCUUCCUGCCUGGACAGUACACGGACAUCGCUACUCUGUCUGGUGUGGCGAAAUACUCCGGCGGCUGCACGUUCUACUUCCCAGGGUUCCACCCGGCCCGCGCCCCGGCCCAGGUCACUCGGUUCGAGCGUGACCUGCGGAGAUACCUCACCCGCAAGAUCGGAUUCGAGGCUGUCAUGAGGAUACGAUGCACAAGAGGAGAGCGUCGGAUCCGUGUGCACACCAUGGCUCUGCCUGUCAGCAGUAACAUCACAGAGAUCUACACAGGCGCCGACCAACAGGCAGUCAUCUGUCUACUCUCACGCAUGGCGGUUGACCGUUCCAUCAUGUCGUCUAUCCGUGACGCGAGGGAAGCGGUGAUCAACGCCUGCAUUGACUGCCUGGCGCAGUACCGCAGCAGCGUAUCCGGGCAGCAGCUCGGGGCUCUCAUGGCACCGUGGUCACUCCGACUCUUCCCCAUGUACACCCUCGCACUGCUCAAACAUCCUGCGUUUCGGCUUGGGACGAGCACGCGGCUUGACGACCGAGUGAACACCAUGAACCAGCUGAAGGCUCUGCCGCUGGCCUAUAACAUCAUGGCUCUCCACCCGCACAUGUACGCCGUGCACAACCUGAACGAUGAGGGAGCGUUGACCAUCCGUGACCAGAUCAUCCCCCAGCCUCCGAUCCUGUCUCUGUCCUCCGAGAGGCUCAGCAGAGACGGAGCGUUCCUAUUGGACAAUGGAGAGGGCAUGUACAUGUUCGUGGGCCGCGCCAUCUCCCCACAGUUCUGCACAGACGUGCUCGGAGUCGAGAGUUUUGCUGCUAUUCCUGAUGUUAUGUUUGAGCUGCCAGAGUUGGAGAACGCCGACUCGGAGCGAGUCCGGAGUUUUGUCGGCUGGCUCAGAGAACAGAGACCUUUCUUCCCUCCCCUUCAAAUCAUCAGAGAGGACAGCAGACAGAGGAUGGUGUUCCUGCAGCACCUGGUAGAAGACAGGUCUGAGUCCAUGUUUUCCUACUACGAGUUUCUGCAACACAUACAGAAGGAGGCCUGCAAGUAGCAGCACCCUCUACAUCUCACAGCAGGAACUGCAGGGCCGACCGCCGCAGCAGUCUCAGUUUUAUUGCAAAGUUCUAACGUAAUAAUUAAAAUAUGCUUCAUGUAAAUUUUGCUUUAGUUAAUUCAACAAAUUUUUGAACAAUGUUAUAAUUAAUAGAUAUGAGGCAAUCUGUAUGAUAAUUUUGCAAAAUAUGCAGCCAGUCUUAUUAAACUCCUGUAAAAUAUGAAUUUGUCCUGUUGGAUACAUGUACAAUGUAUGUCAUUGUUAAUGUGGGGAGGGGGGGCCUAUGCCUUGUACGGUGGGGAAAAAAGUGCAGCAUGCCUUAUUAUAAAGCUGUUUGCUUCAGAACUUUCUAGGUUUAGGCAGACAAAGUUUUCUCAAACACGUAAUUCCGGACCAUGUUCGUUCUUAGAACUGGACAGCCAAUAGCAGCGCAGAAUGGCUUGUAAUGUUGCCAUGGUAACAGGCAAUUUAAGGGAUUUUAGGUGGCAAACUGUACCUACCAUAGGAGAAAUAAGUUCAACAUGUAAAUUUGUUUGUAACGGCACCUAUUCCCUGUAACCAUAUGUUUCUAUGCUGUCGAGUGGAUAACAUAAAUGCAUACAAUUACUGGUAUCCCAUUUAUAAUGGGGUGGUUUUAAUGUCCACCAUGCAAUAGCACUUGGAAUUUAAGUUACAGAAAUGUAGGAAAUGCAUAUUGAAGCCCAAUGAUAGCUUUCCUCUUAUAUAUAUAUACAGUAUUUGUGUUUCCUAUUCCCAUGUUUUGGUUUUUCACAUUAUUGAAAAUGUGAAGAAGAAGAAACACACUAAACCAACAGUUGAUGUGUCAUGUUAAUAGUUGUAGGCCCACGAAAAAAAAUGUCGUGUUUCCUGUUUCCUGACAGACCCUAGAAAAAUCUGCUAACCCUAGCCCUUUUUGUGU
This is a messenger RNA of Branchiostoma belcheri (Belcher's lancelet), 4626 nucleotides long. Its product is annotated as protein transport protein Sec24A-like. Gene Ontology annotation, molecular function: SNARE binding; zinc ion binding. NCBI's taxonomy places the organism in Eukaryota, Metazoa, Chordata, Leptocardii, Amphioxiformes, Branchiostomatidae. Bases 216 to 3704 code for a protein of 1162 amino acids. Gene Ontology annotation, biological process: endoplasmic reticulum to Golgi vesicle-mediated transport; COPII-coated vesicle cargo loading; intracellular protein transport. Gene Ontology annotation, cellular component: COPII vesicle coat; endoplasmic reticulum exit site. The transcript has 22 exons. The record is from RefSeq and is a predicted model, not a curated record.